Molecule: messenger RNA, 1116 nt
Organism: Lotus japonicus
Lineage: Eukaryota; Viridiplantae; Streptophyta; Magnoliopsida; Fabales; Fabaceae
Exons: 1
Coding region: 1-1116 (371 amino acids)
Molecular function (GO): nucleic acid binding; zinc ion binding
Source: RefSeq, a predicted model, not a curated record
AUGAGGGGUUUGAGGAAUGACAUCGAAGAAUCUGUGAGGCCAUUGGGAAUCAGAGUCUUCCAACAACUGGAGGAGAAAGCUCGUGAAGUAGAGUCGAUGAAGAAUCGUCAGAGGGGCAAGUAUGACAGCGGAGGUCCGAUCCGUUCUGGGCAGAGGCCGACCGGAAGGUUUGAGGGACAGAGGCAAGCUGGUAGGUUUGACAGGGGCAAGGCUCCGAUGAGGAAGCCUUACCAACGCCCUACUGAUAGGGUACCAUUUGCUGGAAGGAAUGUGGCACGUGCUCCUAGGGAUGAUGUCGUCUGUUACAAGUGCAACCAGAAGGGACACUAUUCGAAUGAAUGUGGGAAGGAGGUUGUGUGCUGGAAGUGCCAGAAACCAGGACAUGUUGAGAGAAACUGUCCUGAUGCUACUAAGGCCGAGCCAGUACUGAAUGCUGCCAGGGGAAAGCGACCUUCUGCUCCAGGUCGUGUGUUUGCAAUGUCUGGGGAACAAGCUGCUGUGACUGAUGAUCUUAUCCAGGGUACGUGUGUUAUCGUUGGAACUUCUUUAAUGGUGUUAUUUGAUUCUGGUGCUACACACUCAUUCAUUGCCGAGGAGUGUGUGAAAAAGUUAGGAUUGCUAACUGCUAAUUUACCAUUCGAUUUGGUGGUGUCGACCCCUGCCGCCGAUCGAUUAGUUACGCGCACGACAUGCUUGCAAUGUCCGAUGAUUUAUGAGGAUCGGAAGUUCUUUGCGAACCUCGUUUGUUUAGGGCUUAAAGAGCUCGAUGUGAUUCUGGGGAUGGACUGGUUGACACAGUAUCACGUUCUGUUGGAUUGUGCUAAUAAGGCCGUAGUCUUUCCGGAUUCUGGCGUUACGGAUUACUUGAAUUCGUACUAUUUGGGAAGGGGUUCACCAGCAUUCGUGAACUCUAUCGUAGCUGAGGCGAAGAACGAUGGCGACGUACGCAACAUUUUGGUGGUGCAAGAUUUUGUGGAUGUGUUUCCAGAGGAUGUGCCUGGAUUACCGCCAGUGAGAGAAACAGAGUUCUCUAUUGAUAUUAUGCCCGAUACAGGACCAAUAUCAAUGGCGCCUUAUCGGAUGGCACCAGCAGAGUUGGCGGAGUUAGCAAAAUAG